This is a messenger RNA of Eriocheir sinensis (Chinese mitten crab), 19462 nucleotides long. RefSeq lists its product as uncharacterized. The transcript has 46 exons. Bases 365 to 18667 code for a protein of 6100 amino acids. Gene Ontology annotation, biological process: lipid transport. Gene Ontology annotation, molecular function: lipid carrier activity. The record is from RefSeq and is a predicted model, not a curated record. Lineage: Eukaryota; Metazoa; Arthropoda; Malacostraca; Decapoda; Varunidae.
GAGGUAGGGGCCGGGAAGGUGGUGAAAAAACAGCCUGUGAACCAGUGUGCACGUGCUGGAGGGACGGACCCGCGGCGGUGCUCAUCUGUCCCGCAGGAAGGGUAUAUAAGACCCCGAGGGUGGCCCGCCCCGCAGUGGUCAGGGCGGCGCGCUGUGGUGCUCCUGUGUCACGUCCUGUGUGCACCUGCGAGUGUUGCGUGCACCUCAACCUUCCGCGCGAGGCCUACAGUGUGCACAAGGAAAUAUUGUUUUACUGCCUCGUAUAUUAUCCAUUACCUGGCGUGUGUUGCCCGAGACGUCUGGCGGCGGGCCGCCUGACACGCAGCCGAGACGCGGCGUGACCCGGCGUUGGUCCGCGGCCGACAUGAGGCUGCUGGCGCCGGCUGUCGUGGUGGCCCUCGUGGCCCUGGCUGCUGCAGAUGACGCCGAGCCAGUGUGCGCUAAGACCUGCAGCGCCUCGGAUGAUGGCUCGGGGUUCCAACCAUGGCACCAGUAUGUGUUCGUGUACCGGGGGGAGGCCAGCACUAGCACCAGCACCAGCACGGGCGAGCACCAGCAGCACCAGUCGACCCUGAGUGUGGCGGCGAGGGUCGUGGUGACUGCUGGAGCCUCGCCUUGUGACCUCAGAAUGCAGAUCCCGAGCUUGGAGAUGCAGGGCGAUUCGUGGUGGCUCACGCAGGCUGUGCAGGCCCACGACUUGUACUUCAGUUACCAGGGCGGCCGCGUGGAGGAGCUUUGUCCCCACGAGGAGGAGGUCCCCGCCGCCACCAACUUCAAGCGGUCCGUGUUGUCACUACUGCACACAAGCAUGAACCUCGACAACCCCAAGGACAAGCUGAUAGUGCAGGAGAGUGACAUCGCAGGGGAGUGCAGGACAGAGUACCACCUCAUGAUCAGGGGGGAGGACAAUCUUGUGUUCAACAAGACCAAGAACGACUGCCUGGCCCAACACUCCCAGCUCCCGCACCUCCCUCACAGCCCUGCACCCUUCACCCUCCCCCUGGCAGCUCCCUUCUUCAGGAGCAACCAGGAGUGCCUCAUGGAGAGCCAGAGGGGCGUGUGGAAGAGUGUGGAGUGCCAGCAGCAUGUGAAGGUGGAUGGCCCUCUGGCACCCUCAGAAGGACCCAUCUCCUUCACCUUGUCCUCCAGUCUUGUCCUCGAGACGUCAAGGCCUGAAAGGAGUGCGCACGCCUCGCACCAAGAACAAUGGGCAAGAAGAGAGUCACUGAGGAUGAGCCUUGAGGAGAGGGAGGAGGCGGAGGAGGAGGGUGUCAGGCAGCCCCAUGAGUCUUCCCACACCCAGACACAGGCUGCCGAUGCCUUACGUGCGCUGGCAAGGAUGGAGGAGAAGGAGGAGCGGCCGCGUGUGUUCGGUCACCUGGUGGAGCGUAUGAGUCGCCUCGACCAGCAGGGGGUGCAGGAACUGUGGGACACCUUCAGCGAGAUGGAAAACCACAAGGACUUCAUGCUGGAUGGCUUCCUGGCAUGUGACUCUGGGCCGUGUGUGGGGCUGGUGACGCGCCUGGCAAGUCUUGAGCCAGCCACACUCCCACCUGCCACACUGUCCUCCUGGCUGGCAGCAAUGCACCUCCAGUCCCAAGCUGACCCCUCGUCCAUCACUCACAUUAUGAGCCUGGUGGAGAGUCAUCUUGGAGUGAGGGAGGCAGCAGUGAUGGCAGCCUCCAGCGUGGUGUUCAGAGCGUGCCAGAAGAACUCCAGUGCCUGCCACACUCAUGCCCAACCCUUCCUGAAGCACAUUAGACAGGAGGUGGGUGAGGGCUGUGAGUGGGGUCAGGACAAGCAACAACAGCAGAGGGUCAAGUUUGCCCUGCAGGCGCUCGGCAACGCUGGAGUGGUCCCAAAAGACAACUUCCCACAGAGAUGCUAUAAGAACAAGCUGCUGCCAACGGAGCUUCGCGUGGCAGCCCUGCAGACCCUGAGGCGUGUCGGCUGCCAGGACUCUGAGGCUCCGUGGACUGUUCUGGAGGAUGGCCAAGACAGUGUUGAGGUCCGCCUGGCUGCCUACCUGGCCCUGCAGCCCUGCGCCGCCGUCGCUCCACGCUUCUUCCUCCGCCUGCAAACACUGCUGGAGAAGGAGGAGGUCAACCAAGUGGGGUCGUUCAUCUGGACCCACGUGCGUAACCUGGCGGAUCAGCCCGGGGCCAGCCAGGGGGAGCAGGAGGUGGCUCGCCUGGCCGCCCAGCUCACCCUCGACAACAAGUUCAACACCAAUGGCUUCCAGGCCUCCAAGAAUUACCGGCUGGCACAGUUCAGUGACACACUUGGCGUCGGAGGCAUCGUCGACGGGGACGUAAUCUUCACCCCAGAGUCUUACCUCCCACGCGCCGCUGCCGUCAACCUCACGCUGCAGCUCUUGGGCAAAUCCGUCAACCUGUUUGAGAUCGGAGGCAACUUCAAGGGACUGGAAGACUACGUUGAGAGGUUCUUUGGGAAGGGAAGUUACUUUGAGAACGAGGAGAUUCAGAAACUGCUCCAGAACCUUCGCCCCAAGAGAGACGCGCGUGACGAGAAGCUUGAGGAAUACCAGGCGCUGUACGACAAGGCCAAGGAGAGGAAGGAGGCCGUGGAGGGAGGGGAGGAGCCAGCGGCCGCCCUGUACCUGCGUGUCUUUGGCGAUGAACUGAUGCGCUCGGACAACAUCCUGACCGCUGAUCCUCUGAAGGCCAUCCAGGAGGCCGUCCAGCGACUCUCUUCACAUAAGAACUUCCAGGUCAUGAGUCAGGAGUUUGUGACGCCCACACUCCUUGGCUUCCCGCUGAGGCUCAAGUACAACAUGUCCGGCUCGCUCUCCCUCAGCAAGGAAGGCAGGUUUGAUAUGGCGGGCCCGGGGCAGCUGUUACUGGAGGGGCGGCUCUCCCCCUCUGUGACCGUGGCCGCCGAUGAAACGUUCCUCCUGGAUGGCUACGGGAGCUACAGCGGCAUCAAGCGGAGCACCACGCACCACACACACACUCAUCUCGGCGGGAAGAUCAGCAUCCGCGGCGGCCAUCUUGUCGACAUCCAGCUGGACCUGCCUGAGACGGAGGUGAUGAAGAUCCACUCCUCCGUUAAGGUCACUGUGUAUUCCAAUGCCGACCAGGGGUGGAGCGAACCGGCAACGCAGACGCCGCCGCAGACGUCUGAAGGCUGCUCGUCCAAGGCUCUGAGUGACGCCAUUGGGCUCCAGGUCUGCAGCAGGGAGACUCAGGCUACACAGCUCACCAUGGGGACCUUAGCCGACGCCAACCUUUACGAGAGGCAGAUUGUGGUGACAAAAUCCGACAACUUUGAUAAAUUUGUGUUCUCUUUCCGAAACACCGCAAGCAACAUGGAGGCUGUUUUUGACACCCCCGGCUCCUCCGUCGACCGAAGAGUCAGCGUUGUGUUGGACAGUCGCGCCGACGGUGUGGGCGGCACUGUGGAGGUCCCCGGCAGGCAGGUGGAGGGCCAAUACCGCUGGUCCUCGACACUUAAAAGACUGGCACUCAAGUAUUACAAAGACUCGCAGCCACAUGCAGAGUUUGACGCCUCCCUGCAGAGUGAGAGGGAAGGGCCGGGUAUGAGGCACACGUCCCUGCUGGUGGUGGCCCUGCCUGGCCUAUGGGAGGUGAAGGCCAAUGGCUCGCUGCUCCAGGCACCCGAGAGUCUGUCCUGGGAUGCCACCUUCAUGUCCAGCUUCCAGGAUGACCCUCUGGCCACACAAGGCAAGUGGGAGGUGAUGGAGGAGCAGCACCAGGCCUCGGCACGGGUCAUGAUGGGGCAGUACUUCGGCUCAGCGUCCGGGAGCGUUCUGUGCGAGGCGGAGCUGACGGUGGUGGAGGCCAAGUGUGAGUACGGGUUAGACGGAGCGCAGACCGACUCUCUUGCUCUCAGCGCUCGACUGACGGAGAAGAUGGUGAACGGAGAGAAGUCCUUGGAGGGCCGUGUGUCUGUGCAGUCAAGCCAGGCGGAUGCGGGGCUGACCGUGGAUGUGCUGCACCAACCUGGCAACACUGCAGCCAAUGCCAGCCUCUCCCUCAGCGGUGCAAAGAUAAACUCAACCCUGGUGUCGAGGAACAUUGGCGAGGGAGACAAGAGGGACGUUGAGAUGGCCUUCAGCGUGUUCAGUCAGCAGCUGGCCCUGGACUACCUGGGCCGUGUGCUGUACAAGGCAUCGGAUGGAGCUCUCCAGGCCGAGGCCGAGGCAAGGCUUGGCUCUCUGGGUCACAUGAAGCUGUCACUGAGCCACCUCCUGCAGUGUCAACCCUUCCACGCCCUGGCUGGCAUCCACCUGGAACUCAAUGACCACCUGCUUCAAGCCAGCUACAAUGUGGACCUUAGCAAACCCGGCCACAAGGAGAUAAUGGUUCAUAGUGCAGUGGGUGCCGCCAGCGCAGGGUUUUACGCCGAGGUCGACCACGCCCGCACCAAGCCCUUCCAGAUGCAUGCGAAGGUGUUUGGCGGCAGGGACGGCCAGCAGGUUGGCGCUGCGCUGCACUCCACCUCAGACGCCCAAUGGGAGGCCUUCAGCGGCUCUGCGGAGCUGACCUGGUUUGACUGGUCCUCUGAAGUGAGACACGAAGCCCUCUGGAGUGAUGGCUUGCAGGAACUCAAUCUCUUCAGUGGCCAGAAGUCUUUCAAUAUAGCGCACAGGGUUGCUGGAAAGGUGCAGGAAGAGAGCCUUGAGAGCUAUGGGGCCAUGGUGAAGGAUGGGGCCGAGGUGCUUUUCCACAUCAGAGGCGCCUUGCUCAAGGAUCAACAACACUCGCCCUUGGGGAAUUAUACUUUUAAUGGAGAUCUCAUCCUGCUGAGGAGUGAGCUGUCGGUGUCUGGCACGCUGAAUCAGUCAAACACUCAGCAGGUGAAGGCCGAGGCGGAGGUCAGACUCACCCUGCCUGAUGCCCGGACCUCCGAAGUGCUCCUCACUCUCUCGCACGCCUUCGACGGAGCCAUCAGGGAAGUUAAUGUCUCGUCUACAUCCAGCGGCCUCACCUACGAAGGACAGUUCAGGCUGGUGCGUCGCCACGGCUGGUUCUCCAAUGACUCUCUCAGCCUCAGCGUCAAUGUCUCCACGCCUGUCACUCACCUCCGCUCGGCCGCCCUUCUGCUGGAGACUCACACGGACCCCUCGCUGGUGGACUUUGUGGAGCUGGAGGUGGAGGACUUCAAGAUUCGCGGGGAGGCCCAGAUUGGGGACCCCACCAACCUGUUUGACGUCAAGCUCCAGUACGAGGCCAGAGGGAGUGUCUGUGAGUCCCACGCCCACCUCUACCACAAGUUUGUUGACGGGAAGUACCUCACGGGUGCCACUCUCAGCCCCACACAGACACAUGACCCUUGGGACCUGCGCGUUGUCACCCUCCUUGGCGAUACUCUUGGCAGGAAGUCCAUGGAAGUAGAGUUUGCAGCUCCUGUCUGGUCUCCGCCUUUCCACCUUCGUGCAAACUACAGCAGGUCAGGGAGUCACUUUGAUCUCCAGCUCCAGGGAGGCAUGGAGAGGCAGGCUUCCCUCACACUCCUGGGCAAAAAUGACCAGCAAGGCGACACUCAGGUCCUGGCUGCAACACUUGAGCUCCUGUCUCCGUGGACGUCUCCGGUGUUUGUGAAUGUGUCCCACCAGUGUGGGCAGCGCGGCCUCAACACAACCCUUGACCUCCAGACAUCGUGGCAGCCGCUGAACAAUGUCAAGGCAGACUUCAGUGUUACUUAUGUGAACAGUUCUUGUGUUGAGUCUCAUUUCCAGCUUACUCAUGAACAUUUAAAAGUCCAGAUGGACCUGACUCACAGGUUCACCAAGAGUGGACUCAGCAGUCAGCUGGAGUUCUCCGCCAACGCAGCAAGAGCCACCGGCAAGAUUGUGUGUACGUGGGACGAGAACUUUGUCCCCCAGAGUGCCACGGCACACCUUGCCCUGCUCAACAUGCUCAGCGAGCCGCUGGACCUCAACGCUUCCUUCAUCAAAGGCAUCAGCGACUACCACACACAGGUCCUCGGGUCUCUCGGGGACAGCCUGCUGCGGGUGGACCACCAGCUGCGGGUGAGCCGCCUCAUGGACUGGGUGAGCACCCUCAGCGUGGUGCUCCCCAACAGACAGGACGUCCUGGAGAGUGAAGCGACUGUAAAGGUCGUGCCAGACUUGACAUCCAUGAUGGUGAAAUUUUUCAUCAGAUCUCCGUGGACUGAGGAGAUAAAUAUGGAUCUGUCCUCACAAAGAGUGGACGCCCUGAGGGAGACAAAGCUGGCCAUGUCCUAUGGCGAGUCAUCCCUCGGCGAGCUGAUGCUGCAGACGCCGGAGCCGCUGCAUUGGCACCAGGCAGACGUGUCCCUCAGCGUGUCCUCCUCACACUUCACGGCCCUUGAUGUGCAAUGGAAGCACAGGUUUGGGGAGGAGACUCUGGCUGUGCUGGAAAUCUUUGUUGAUGAUGAAUUUUAUUUGAAAGGAGAACAAAAACUGGUUCUCAGCAGGAACAAGCUGACACAGAGGUUUGAGGAGUUCCAGCUUGCCCUCACACUCAACAUUCCCAGUAACAGUUUUGACUUUGAAACAAAACUUGCAUUUCAGUCUGACUUCCGUGGAGAGUUCCAGGUGGAGAGUGGCGACCUGCUGGUGCAUGUGACUUCCUUCCCUGAGACAGGGGAGAUCUUCACCCUGGUGAGCCAGGGCCCCGUGCAGGAGUGGAAGGCCACGCUGGUCUAUGGCUCUGACUCACCUUCCUUGCCAAACCUGAUUCUUGCUGUUGAAAAGGAUGACAGCAACAUCUUCACUAUUGAAAGCAAGUUUACAGAAGUCUUCCCAAAACUUGACGGCUCACUCACAAUGGAGGUGAGCGGCCACAGUGGUGGGCCCUCAAAACGUGGCCAUCUGCAGGUGACAGCAGACAUGUCCAGGAUCCAAGACUAUGAUUUCAAAGGAACAGCAAAGCUAGAGUCUAAUUUUGAAGGAUUUGAGAAGUUUUCAGUUGAGCUGAAUACAGAUGUCAACAUGGAAGGCGGCACUCUGGAGGGCAAGCUUUCCGGAGCUCUGGGCUUCAAUGAGUGGCACUACAAGACAGACUUGUUUGGCUCCCUUGAGCUGACGCACAACCGCAGCCUCGUCUACAGGAGCAAGUACACCCUGAUGCACCGGCAACAGGUGCUGGACAAGAAGGAAGUUGACUUGGUGUUCCAAGCUGAUAAAAUGGAAGCUUUCCUCGGCAACAUAACAUUUAUCCCCGGCCCUCAGGCGCCUCAAUGGGGCCUCUUCUUAAGCUACAACGGCAGGACAAAGGAACUCCAAGCACACGUCAUUCCCGGCAAUGCAAGGAAGUACCAGGUCAUGGCGCGCCUGGAUGCCAGCAUGUUCAGGGUGGACAGCCAGAUAGUGAGUGAGGAUGGGCAGCCGCCCUUCAAGGUGAUCGCAGGAGACGUGAGCUGGACCUUGAGGCGGCGGAGAAGGCUGAUCAAGUUGGACCUCAGCUCUGACUUCAACUUGAUCAAGACCGUCAAAGGCGUGAUCGGCAUACAGCGCCGGAGAAGGUUGGGAGUCGGUGCGAAGAUCAUGGUCAACGAAAAUGAAAUCAGCGGCAACGUUACCUACACCCCGUCGGGCCCUCGGAUCCCGGGGCGGGUGAGUGUGGAGCUGAAGAACGAGGUGCUGGUGCCCUUCAAGACAAACGUCAACCUGAGGUACUCGCUGUCGCCCGGCAGUGCAGAGACAAACCUCGCCAUCGACCUCAAUGAUAAAAAGGACUGGCUAAUAGUUGAUGCCAAAGGGAGCUUGCCGGAGUCUUACAUAACGUUGAAGCUUCCGUACAAAGACUUUGAAAAUGUUACUGUGUCCCUCAAGGUGUCCACCAGUCCAUCGUGGGGCGUCGUGGCCAGCGUGAUCAUGCCAAAGUUAUGCAUAAACAUUGAAGGAACUCUCGACCCUGAGCUGAAGUUUGCCUCGCUGAGCACCAAGGUCCUUGAAGGCUGCGAUCGCGAGCUCUUUGAUUUUGAGUUGUGUUACAGAUUCGACAGAGACUUCUUCAACCUGACGAGUCUUUGCCGGCUACAAAACUAUGGUCUUCUAUAUGAGGUUGCAGCAGAGGGCAAAAUGGAGGAGUUUUUGGAUGGCAAUCUGAAGGUGAAAACACAGAUAUAUAACAUUUUUUCUCUGGGCUUUGAGUGUUUAUCCGCCUAUGAUGAAGAUGAUGGCUGGUCCGUCACGAUCCAGGCACAGAACGACACCUCCAAGUGGACGCAUUUCCUCUACAACCACAGGAUCACAGCCAGCCAGAGUGACAUCAACACAAAGGUCAAUGAGCGGGCCUUGCUGUCCCUCAAAGCCCACUAUGACGUCCACAGCGACAGGUUUGAUGUGAACGGCACAGUGAGUCAUACAAUGUUCUACCUUCCAUUCAGCGCAACAGCAACAGCGAGUGGGAAGAUAGAGGAGAGGCAGGGAAGAAUGAACCUCGGUCUCUCCACGUCAUCUCCAAUAUUCUCCCAGGGCGAUCUCCUGGUCACAUUUGAAGCUGCCGAAAACAUAGAGGGAACAUUCAAGCUUUCCAGCAGCUUUGGCAAUGCUGAGGCCACUGUGGUCCUGAAGGAAGCCUCAGAGCUAACCUCCAUCACCUUUGACAUGAGUUCCAGCCUCCACACCUUCCAGGAGUACCACAUAGAGCUGACGCACCGGGUGGAAGGAAGCAGCCACCACAUUUCUGCCGUCAGCAAGCAGGACGGUGUGGAGCUAGAGCUGCGGGGCUCGCUCCUUGAUAAGGCAGAAGGCUUCCAGGCCUUAGUGAGCCUCAGGACACCUUUCAGGCCACUUGAAACACUUAACAUGACCCUUGAAUACCCUCGCCCAGACUCACCUCAAGGUCCUUACACGUUUGACAUGCAUGGGCUGGUAAAUGGCUACAGUUACGGGGUGACCUGUGACCACCAGCAUGACAACUCCUGGCACAGACAGAAGACAGGAGUGGUCAUCGUCACUCCUGGCGAAGGUUUUGGCAACUUUUCCCUGAGUGCAGAGUAUGAUGUGUCCAGUCAUGUCAGUGUGCUGCUGGGCACCUCUGAGGGAGACAUGAGCCUUAAGGCCAACUGGGAAAACCUCAAAACUCACUUCAUCCUGAGCAUCAACAUUGACCUGUCACAGUUUGGCUUGGGCAAGUAUGACCUGCACUAUGAACUUGCUCACUCGUCACAGAGGACUGAAACCCUUCGCCUUGAGUACAGCCAGGCACCCAUCAGCUGGGCACCCGGCAACUACACCGCCCAGCUCACCCGAGGAAGGAACAUGAAUUUUAUGGAGGUGAGAGUUGACAUAGAUGACCCCGGCUGGGCUGUGAACAAGACAGCUUACAGCUUUGGCUAUGACCUCUAUGCCAAGAAAAACUUGCUCAAGCUUCAGGGACAGUACCAGGACAUGACAGUGAGUGCCGUCAUAAUGCCAAAGAAUAUAAUGUCUCCUUUGUCAGGCAGUUUUAAAGUUCAGACAAACAUUGAGAAAUACAAAGCUGUGACGGGCUCCUGGAACCUGGCAAGGAGGUCUGAAGCCUUCCUGACCAAGGCAAAGCUGGACAUCAACGAGCAGACCGUGAUGUCCUUCAGCGGCCAGCUCAACCCUCGGCCGCAGGGAGCGUCAGCACCGUGGCAGGAGCUGGAACUUGACGUGCUGUUUGAGUCCUCGCUGACCCUGAGCCACCACUGGCACGCUGAGUACGAGGUCAGCACGUGGAGCCUGUCGUCCACCUACAAGCACGGCCUGGACCACUUCCACCUCAAGCUGCUGCCCAGACUGAGGCCCAGGGUGGGCACACUGCUGCUGACUGGAAACCUUCCCAUCAGAGGCGUGUCAGAGUUUGGCCUGGACCUGAGCUACAAGCUGAAGGAGGUGUACACGGCCAGCCUCACAGCCUCCCUCGAGGAUACGCACCUCAUGACCAGUGUUGAGCUAGAGCCCCGGAAGAGCUGGAGCUCCUUCAAGGCCUCCCUCACCUCCCCCUACUUGAGGCCUGUGAGGGCGUCCCUGCUGUGGACCUUCAAGGAGCAGCCGUGGCUGGUGGAGUCCACCGUGGCUUACGGCAAGAUGAGAGGGGAGCUGAAAAUCAAUGCAAACCCUUACGGGACCUUGAAACACCUGGAGCUUGAGAUAAACCUACCAUUUGAGUGUUUCCACAAGGCACUGCUGACAGCCAAGUACAGCACCAGCCAGGCAGGGCAGGGCCAGGCAUCAGCUGGAUUUGCUGUAAAUAAUCACACUGCAAAUGUUGAAGCAAAGAUCAAAUAUAAUAAUAAUUUCAAAGUGGAAAUCUCUGGAUGGGAAAACAUUUUUGGCACAGAGGGAGCGCUGGACCUGAGGUAUGAAGGUGUUGGCAGCCGACACACUGGGAAUGCUUCGGCGACGUGGGCCGGGCAAAAACUGUUCACUGUGUCUUUCACUGGUGACCCUCAAGGGAUUCAGCUGGACAUGAAGAAGGGUGAACUCACUUGUCUGAGUGCAAAAGUCACCUGGUCUCAAGUGGACAUACAAUUUAUGUGGAACAGUGAAACUUUCUUCAACAUGAGUGGCUCGCUGACACCACUCAAUGACAACUAUAACUUGGAACUCACAAUCAAGAGCUCUGAGACCCAGCCUGUGUCACUCCAGGCCAGCGCCUCCACCAGGGGCAGCCAGGAGGGCCGGGCCUUCCUGCGUGUGGGGGAGAGGGAGUACAAUGUCUCUGUCAGAGGGGACAUUGCCAAGUUGGAGUCAAGCCUUGAGUUUCACCUCCAGUCAUCGGACAGCCCGUACACACCCCUGGACUUCAAGGCCAAGUACAACCUCAGGGACUACCUCCGAGGCCGGAUGAGCUCUCUGAUGGAGCUUGGAUCAGUCAGCCUUGAGUGGGGAGGGAAGCUCCAGCUGGUUGUCAAAGGGAUGCAGAGCCGGGGCCAGUCCAAGAUGAAGUUUGAAGUGGUCACCCCCUUCAGGUCACUCCCCAAACUCUACUUCGGCUACGACAGUCAGUACUCUCUUGCCAGGUCCAGCGUUGAUGUCAUGUGCACCGUCUACGUGGAGUGGUCUCAGAAGAUUACAUUCACUGGAUAUUUCAAACACAUUAAUAGGAAUCUUGAUCUUUUCAUUGGCCUGACCAGUUCUUAUUCAUCUCUGGAAAUGUUUGACAUCUCCCUCAAGUCGAGCGACAACCGCAUUGAAGUGCAAACAACGGUGAACAAGGACAAGUGGAAUGUUACUUGUGACUACCAGCUCGUCCCCUUCUCUGUGACCCUCACGCUGAACACUCCACUGGAAGACUACAAGACCCUGUCCCUGGCUGCCUCGGGGUCCCUGCGGAGAGGUCACCUGUCUGCAGAGGCAGAGUUCACAUGGACCAACACAAUCAAGGUGCAGAUUGAGGCUGAACUGUGGGACCUUGAGGUGAAGCUUUACACUCCAUGGAAGCCAGUACAAGAAGCUUUCCUCAAGACAUCCCUAAGAACAGAGAGUGAAGCCCUAAUGUGGAUGGCUUCCACAGGCUGGGGCCAGUCCUCCAUCACCCUGAAGACGACCUACACCCCACAGCAGUUGAAAAUUGUGGCCGAGUACAAGAAAGAGGGCACAGAUGUCGGCCUCGUCAUGUUUGAGUUUGCACCGCUGACCUCCAGAAAAUACAAAGCCGCUCUGCAGGUCCGGACUCCUUUUGUCAGCUUGAAAUCUCUGGGAAUAGAGUUUGACAUCAAACCAAAGAGUCACGAGUACAUGAUUGACUUCAUAACCAGCAACUCCGAGCACAUCCUUCAGCUGACAGCCAACAGGAAGCAGGGCAAGCUGAGGGUGCACCUGCCCAUGUUUGGCAAGUUCAUGUGGACGAUGGAAGCAAAGGACGCGUGGCUCAGGCUGGACACUGAAGCCUCCCUAGCCCUGGGGGGUGCGGCCGCCCCCAUGAAGGCCUCCCUCAGCUACCUCAUCUCACCCGACGAGGGACACGCCAAUGUGAGCCUUAAGUCUGAGCUCCCUCACCAGUGGCUGGAGUCCCUGAGCCUGAACAUUACCGCUGACCAUGACGGCACCUCCACCAAGGCCGUCGCAGCCCUGGCCUGGAAGCUCCGUUAUCAGGAACCGUCGAGCCUUACCGCCGACCUCACUUCAGGCGUCAGCAAGAGGCAUCUCAACACACUGGUAAAACUUGAAGGUAAUUGUUUUGAGCAUCCCGUUGAGGUGACGUUCAUCUUCCCGUUGUUCAAUCCGCUCGUGAAGGAAGGAAGUGUUGAGCUUGUGUUGGUUUACGGAGACUCCCUCAAUAAGCUCCUGUAUAAAACAAGGAAUGAAGACAACUACAUCGCUCUCCAUCAGCUCGUAAUAGAUGUCCCCUGGUGGUCGUGUGCUGCAGAGCUGAGCCUCAAAGAUGACACUUUCAGUGGCUCCGUUUCCUUCCCCCACACCUCGGAUAAACACGCCCUCAUCCUCCGGUGGCCGCACACCAGCCUGGAACACUUCAACGCCAGCUUGGAGCUCCACCUCCCCCACCUGCCCGAGGGAGGCAUAAAGUUCAGCGGGAGUUUUAAGGCUUUGAGGAAAUUCUCCUUCCUGCUUGGCCUGGAGGCAUCGUAUGGCCAGAAAUCUAUAAAUACAGCUGGGUCAUUCCAGUACGUAAGGAAACUUCGGCAGCUGAAGUGUGAAGGGGAAGUUGUCUCAAACUGGGUUGGUGAUCACAGCCUGGAAGCCAACCUCCAGUGGCUCAGGAACACCAAGGCAGACAUUAAACUGAAAACCUGGGCCCAGGAGCACAACUGCAGCCUGCUUGUUGAUGUUAGCGACAACACUUUAGUGUUCAACUGCAGCUCCCCGUGGCUGCCAUACGGGAAGUGUUCCAUAAGAGGUAAAAUUAACACUGACCUGAGCAUCACCAAGAUUAAGGCCGAGGGGGAGCUGGAGGGCUUCAUGGAGGGCGAGAAGCUCAGCGUACUGGUCAGCAUCGAUGAGGAGACUCUGCCGGACGUGGUGGCCAAGGUGACUGUCAAGCAGGGCCAGCAGAAGCUGGUGUCACUCUCCUCAGGGGUCACCGUGAGGAAGGGUCUGCCGGAGGUCUGGACUGAGGUCAAAAUGAACGGUGUUUACCCGUACCUGAGGGGAAGAUUCCAUUUAAAAUUGGAAGACAAUGAAAACAAAAGAUCCCUGAUGGUGUCGCUGAUGGUCAGUUCCAAGCCUUACUCCCUGCACACCUCCCUGCACAUUGAGAGCAGCAAGGACUGGAGGAAGAGGCAGAUCAUACAGCUUUUCUUCCAACAAAAUGAGUUUGGAGUGUCUUCAGAAAUGGGUCAACUCUCCGGGGCAUUCCAGUUUAAAACCAAGUUCUCAGACUUUGAGUUGAGGGCGAGUUCUUCGUACUCCUUAUCAACGGAACGUUCCUUUAAGAUCUCCGUUGACAGCUCCAUGGAGGCACUGCAGAGCCUUGUGUUUGCAGCGUGCCUCCCCGCCAGCAGCAGCAGCAGCAGCAAGACAGAGCUGCUGGAGGUCUACUUCCGAGGGCGAGGGGACCAGGAGGUGAGGCUGAACCUUCACUGCUUCCCAGACCCCGUGAUGGGCUGGAGUGUCUGGGCGGCGCUCAGCACGCCCUUCACCAGGCUUGAGAGGUUUGAGCUGAUGACUCCUCAGUUUGGCUACCAGAGUCACAUUUUCCGAGCCUUUGUUGAGUUCCCCGGCCAGAAGGUGGGCAUGGUGCUGGCCAGCAAGUACAGGAACAGGCUGAGCCCUGACAUGCAGUUUAGUUUGUACUUACCAUUUGAAAAAUAUGACAUAAUUUCCAUGAAGAUUGUCAGGAAUGACUUGCAUUUUAAAAAUUACGCUGCAGUGGAGAUGCGCGUCGGGAAGAUGGGCUUCACCGCGUCCGUGGCAGACGCGUCGUACAGACACAUGAACAAGUAUGAGCUCCUUGUCGGGCUCAACGAGUGGAGCGUCAAGACCUGCCUGACGGUCCUCUGGAUGAGCGGCAAAGGGAAGCUGCAGGUGGACUUUGCACCGAAAGAUUUAGUCGGCAUUCAGUUCUUCUCGACACAGAUGAGAUAUCGCACGGACGAGGAAUUUUUCUUUGAUGCCAAGACAGACUCUCAAGAACUGUUGAAGGCACACUGGUCUUGGGGUGAGGCCAAGAUUUUCUCCUUGACAACCCCCAGAGUGUACCCCGGACACAUGGCCUUCCACCUUGAGUCUGGGCCGGAGGUGCAGGAGUGUCUGCUCCAGGCAACGCUCUCCACGGCCGCCGGAGGGUCUGGCCGCCCCUACGGCUUCCAGGUCCACCACAGGCAGCUGGCGGCGGGCCACACCAUUGCCUUCCUUGGCCUGGCCCCUGGGAGACAGGUCCGUCUGGAGGGGACGCAUCACAUGAGCUGGAGGCUGAUCAAUGAAAGCCUGACACUGGAGGUGGACAAGAGACAGGUGGGGUACACAGCCUUCCUGCAGCAGGAGCCGGGGCUCUUCAGCAGCACACACAGCGGGGGGCUGCUCCUGGUGCUGCCGGUGCACAGCGUUCAGCUCAGCACCAGGUUAGACUCAGCCGUACGACAAAUAGAUUUUUCAUCACAGUUAAAGUGGGGAAGAGGGAAGGCAUCAAGGAAACCUCUCAACCUGAAGGUGCAGUACAACGACUACUCCAUCCUGGGCAAGGGCAGACACCACCUGAGGGCGGUGCUGAGCCACCCGGACACCAGGGACAUCAGACUCCAAGCCAACCUGACCCGCAGCCUCAACUCCUCCCUGCACGGCGUGGCAGAACUUGUUGACGACAACUCCCCCGAGAUGAAGGUGGUGGCCACGCUGCAGGCCCAGCCAGCGAGGCAGGACGGGGAGCAGACCGUGAGCCUCAGCCUGUCCCAGCCAGCCUCCAACCUGAGCCUGCUGGUGGGGGCCCAGCUGAGGCAGUCCGCCACCCUCAGCGAGGCCCAGUGCCUCCUCCAGUACUACAGCCUGGCCUCAGAGGACUGGCAGCGCCUCAACCUCUCGGCUAGCCUGGAGGCCGAGGGCGGCAGGCGCGUGGUGACAGUGGCCACCGCGGCCCCGGAGGGGGGCUGGGGCCGCACCUGGAGGGGGGCGGUGGAGGGGCGGCCGGAGGAGGCGUCCGUCCUGGUGGAGGGAAGCUCCGACGGGCCCGGCGCCGCCUGGGGGCUGGGUGCCACUGUCAGGAGGCGGCUGCCAGAGCUGCACGUGUACCUGAGCCUUGGCAGCCAGCAGGAGGUGCAGCAGCAGGCCAGGCUCAGGCUGGGUCUGCACAGCCCCGUGGAGGCCGGGGCCGCCCUGGACCACUUCACCUUUGGCCAGUGGCACCGAGACUCAGCAGCCCUCGGCCUCAGACUCACCUCGCCUCACGUGCUCCAGGCCUUCAUGGAGUUUGACCCCUCCCUGGACUACAGUGCCGAGGACUUUGUUGCCAGACUGGCGUCACCGCUGCACAAAGUCACGUCAACCUGGCAGAGGGAGGCGGCUGCCGCCGUCCUGGGCACCAGGCAGUGGGUGCAGACCGAGCUUCCAUCAGUGUCCGGCGUCCUGGUCAACAGACGGGUCCUGGAGGCCGUGUGGAGGAGUGAGAGCACCAGCCUGAGGAGCUUCAUCACAGAGGCCGAGGAGGUGCUCUCAGAAGCCAGUGGCCACGGCUCCCUCAUGUGGCAGGAGCUGCUGUGGCCCAGGCUCCAGCAGGGCCUGAGGCUCAUCACUGCUGCGCACGCGUGGGCUGAAGACAAGCUUGAACACGUCCGCUACAACAUGUCGUGGCUGCUGCAGGAGUGGAUGUACGCUGCUCAGCUGAGGUGGAGGGAGGCCUCGUACAAGCUGUCAGCCCUGCGAUACAACCUCAACAUCUGGUGGGCUCGCACUUCGGCCAACAUGGGGAGACAGCUUCACGCCACCAUGUACUGGGUGGCGCGGACCAUCAACGGGGCCAGGGCUGCCGUGGACGAGUGGGCCACAGCGCGUAUGGCCACUCUACGGCCCCACUGGCAGACCAUCACCUGGACCAUGCAGAGGUACUGGGUGCAGCUGACCAACACCGUAACCUCCGAGUGCUGGUGGCCGGUGCAGCACGCGGCCGGCGAACUCAACCACUCACUGAUGCAGGGCCUAGGCAGCGGCUGGUCCACCCUCCGAGCCUUCCUGCAGCCUGAGACAACCCUUCCCGUGCUGUACAAGGGCUGGCAACACACCUCGGCCUGGGCGCACCAAACCCUGGACAGCAUGCAAGACACAGUGCAACAGCUUCAAGACUACGUACACGGCCCUACCCUCUUUGGAUACCGCCAGAAAGUGUACCAAGCUCUGAACACUGCCUGGGAGUACUCGCGACCUCCCCUCAGUGAUUUUGCACAGAAUGGGGUGUCAGGGCUGGUGCCUCACAUCACCAGAGCCGUGGACAGGUCUCUCGCCUUCCUUGGGCAAUACGUCAGCAGGAUGCAAACACACGCCACUCACGGCAGCCUGUACAGCAAGAUCAAUGCCUUCACCGUGGAGGCCUAUAACAAGGUGUGGGUGGCGUGGCAGCGCUGGAAGGCACAGAGCCAGGCCGACACAACCCUUGCCAACGUGCUGAGGGAGAUCAUCAAGAAGUCACUGGACCUCAACGACGACAUCUUCAUGAAGUCAUACGUCUUUGAUCCUGAGGUGGAGGGUCGAGUGUUGUACAACCAGCACCUGCCUGUGGCCUGGCCUUCCUUCCUGCAGACACCCCACUGGCACAACCUGGGAUGGGAGAGUGAUGUGGAGGAGGCUCAGAGGCUGCUGCAGGAGGGUGUGGAGGUGCCGGCCAGCAGGUGGGGAGCUCCUUGGAUGCGCGGCUCCCUCCUGCCUCCAUUUGUUGGCACUGCUGUCAUCUCGGGUCAGCACAUCACCACCUUUGACAUGGACCACUACCAGUUCCUUGGGCCGUGUUCCUACCUACUGGCGCAUGACUUCGUGGGCCAGGACUUCACUGUGGUGGGCGUGUACCAGGCGGAGGCAGGUGUGGUGGGGCUUGCCUCCAUCCAGGUCCUGACGCCGUCCAAGAAAUUCGUCCUCAGUGUGAAUGGCUCGGUGGACGCCACACGACCACAUGCUGAGGUGCACUCUGCCGGGGAUGUGAGCAGCCUCAAGGUGGGUGGGGUGCUGGUGAGCUGUGACCAGGUGAGCCACAGCUGCUCCAUCACUGUCUCCGGCAAGUACUUUGGCAGACUGGCAGGCCUUCUGGGUAACUACAACCACGAGCCGUCCGAUGACAGGCGGGGCCCUGAUGGCCAGGCCUCCAGCAGCCCGGCCCAGCUGGCCACCUGGUGGGCCAUGGGGGACAAGCCUUGCUACCAGGCCAAUCAGGCAGUUGAGGUGAAUGUUACCUCACCGGGUCUUGAUGUGGAGGAGUGCUCUCAGCUGUUCCUGAAGCCUGGCAGCCCCCUCAGCGCCUGCUUCUACGCCGUCAACCCCCGGCCAUACUUCAGCCAGUGCCUGGGUCCCCCGGGCCACAGUGGAGGGGAGGGGAGGGCAGGCAGCCUCUGUGGUGCAGUAGCGGCGUACACCACUCAGUGCCUGGCGCAGGGAUUCUGGCUGCCACGGCCAGACCAGUGCAGGGAAGGACGUGAGGAGCAGAGCCUCAGCAAGGGCCCUGUGCAGAGUGGCUCAUGUGAAGUGCCGGGAGGGGAGCCGGUGCCCAGCCGCUGGGCCAAAACCUUCCGUGGGGAGACGCAGGGCUCAGUCGAUCUUGCCUUCGUCAUAGAGCUUGCUAAUUGCAACAAGGGCAAGAACCUGCAGCAGCUCCUUCAGCUCGUGAAGGUCCACAUGAGGAGAGCUGGCAGCGAGGAUGUGCGGUACGCCCUGCUGACGGUGCAGGAGGGCAGCACCGGCCAUCCCUCAGCCUUCAUGGGGGAGGUGGAGAUGAUGGCCCUUCUGGGAACCCUCAACCUCCAGGGCCCCAAGGAUGACCUGGGCGGAGCAGCGGCCGUCAUCUCUGCUGCCAAGCGCCUCAGGUGGCGUCCUGGAGUGUCCCGCAUCAUCGUCCAGCUGUCCUGCCGCCCGUGUGACGCUGGGGAGGUGGUGCAUCAGGCCUUGCAGGAGAAUGACGUCAGCUUCCACCUCGUCACCAAGCACAAGGUUACGAUGGCCGGACCCAACCCCAAGAAGAGCAACGCCAUGGCUAAGAAACUGCUGGGCUUUGAUGACAAGUUGGGCUAUACUGUGAGAGACAUCAAGAAGUUUGCCGGGACAGAAAAACUCCGUACCGCCCUACAGGAGCCUGAGGGGUCGUGUGUGAGGGCAGCACAGGCCUCCGGGGGGUCUGUGUUUAACAUGAACAAGUGGAUCCCCAGCAAGGAGGUCCUCUCAAAGAAAUUCCUGCGAGUGCUGAGUCAAAGAGUUGCCGUGAGCAGCACCGCCCCAGAGUGCCAGAACUGCCAGUGCGUCGGCAGCUCCACAGAGAUGAAACUGCAGUGCCGCAAGUGUUCUGAUGAGUUCAGUGCACCAAUGGAGGGGUCAGCGGGGGUGCCAGAGCCAGCUGAGGGGAGCCAGGCAGCAAGGAGAAACUACACCAUCAAGGCAGACAUCAAGAAAGACUUUGUCCACCAUUACCUUGAGGCCAAUGCUGCCCUGAACGGCUUUGGAAGUGACUCGGCAAAUCUUGGUGACUCAGAGGAGGAGGAGAGCAUGAGCAGUGAAGAGGAAGAGGAGGAGGAGGAGGAGGAAUAUGGAGAGUAUGAGGAUGGGCAGAAUUAUGAGAACUAUGAGGUGGAAUAUUAGUUGAGAGAGAGAGAGAGUUCUACACAUAUAAGAAAAGGAAAUUAUACAUAUGAGAGAAAAGUAAAAAUAAAAGUAAAAGAAAAAGAAAUGUAGAGAUAUUACGUGUGUGUGUGUGUGUGUGUGUGUGUGUGUGUGUCAGAGAGAGAGAGAGAGAGAGAGAGAGAGAGAGAGACUACCCCCAUGUCAGUUUGUAGUCUUCACAAUUUUGUAAAAGUUUAAAUAAAGAACUUUUUUUGUACCAGAAGAAUUUUAUGAAACAUCUCAGAAAAGAAUGAUUUUAAUUGUUUUUGUUUAGUUCCCUGUGAUCAUCAGUGUAUUGCUUCACCAUAAAAACCAUUGAUAUCAUUGUUAUCAUUAUCAAGGCUCCUCAAUAUCCAUCCUAAAUUAACUUCUCUUGGCAACUCAUCCAUACACUGUUAUAGGGGGAAUGAUCAGCGAGCUUAAUUAUUUUUUCCUCUAUUUUUAUGCCCUUGAGCUCCUUCCUAUGUAAAAAUAAAUCAUUGUUGUCAUUGUAGCGUGGAAAGAAAAUAAUAAAUUAAAUAAAAGCUACAUCCCCUUCUGACGACCACUAUGGUGGUGAUGGUAUGUGGUAGCGUGGUAGUCGUCGAGCGCUGGUCCCGGAUGUUAAGGCCCUAGGACAAGUGGACACUCGUUCCGAAGUUUGUGACCUGGUGCUACUUCCACAUGUGUCCUUAGUUGUAUAAUCACACUCUGUACUGCCUGGGGGUUGGGAUGGCAUGCUCCUCCCUUCUCCUUUGUUGUUUUACUUGCAACAAUAAACUAUCAAUCAAUCAA